Messenger RNA from Pleuronectes platessa (European plaice), 2498 nucleotides. RefSeq names its product O-GlcNAcase like (gene ogal). Gene Ontology annotation, biological process: glycoprotein metabolic process. Gene Ontology annotation, molecular function: beta-N-acetylglucosaminidase activity. Lineage: Eukaryota; Metazoa; Chordata; Actinopteri; Pleuronectiformes; Pleuronectidae. Bases 206 to 2281 code for a protein of 691 amino acids. The record is from RefSeq and is a predicted model, not a curated record. The transcript is spliced from 17 exons.
UUGCGCCGUGACGUGACGUGAACUUCAGUCCUGUCACAAGAGGAGCUGCUUCUUCCUCAGCUUUUACACCAACACACAGUUUGUGCGCAGGCGCGAGAGGACGGCGUAAUAAGAGGGGAAUCAAAUAAAAGGACAUGAGUGUCAGUGGCGCUGUGUCACAACCAGGAGCUGCUGGAAACACACUCUGAACUACUGUCAGUGAACCAUGGAGACAUCCCGCAGAGCCAGGGGCCAGGAGGGACGCUUCAUCUCCGGAGUGGUGGAAGGUUUUUAUGGUCGACCGUGGACUAUGGAGCAAAGAACAGAGCUCUUUAAAAGGGAGCAGAGGUGGGGUCUGAACACGUACCUGUACGCCCCCAAGGACGACUACAAACACAGGAUGUACUGGAGAGACAUGUACUCUGCGGCGGAGGCCGAACAACUCGUGGCCUUGAUUUCAGCAGCGAAGCAGCACGACGUCGAUUUCAUCUACGCAAUCUCUCCAGGUCUGGAUAUUACUUUUUCCAGCCCCAAAGAGGUCGCUUUCCUGAAGAGGAAAUUAGAUCAGGUGAAGGGGUUUGGCUGCAGGUCCUUCUCUUUGCUGUUUGACGACAUUGAAGCCGAGAUGUGUCCGGCCGAUAAAGAGGCGUUCAGCUCCUUCGCCCACGCUCAGGUGGCCGUCACUAAUGAGGUGUACCAGCACCUGGGGGAACCCGACACCUUCCUCUUCUGUCCGACAGAUUACUGUGCAAGAUUCUGCAAGCCCAACGUGUCCCAGUCGUCUUACCUGCACACUGUGGGAGAGAAGCUGCUGCCUGGUGUGGACAUACUGUGGACUGGUCCUAAAGUGGUGUCUCACAAAAUCUCAGUUGAGUCCAUAGAAGAGGUGUCUUCUGUCCUGAAGAGGGCGCCAGUCAUCUGGGACAACAUCCACGCAAACGAUUACGAUCCCCAAAGACUUUUCCUUGGGCCCUUUAAGGACCGACCCACUGAGCUGAUUCCCAAACUGAGAGGAGUGCUCACCAAUCCUAACUGCGAGUUCUACCCGAACUUUGUGGCUAUCCACACUUUGGCGACAUGGUGCAAAGCAACUGCUGAUGAAGGACCCAGGGAUGUGGAAAUGGCAGACGAUGAGGAGCAGGACCCCUGCUACAGCCCCCACAAAGCCCUGACCCUGGCCCUCACUGACUGGCUGCAGGAGUUCCUGAGCACGGAUCAACCUGGAGCUCAUCUGAAGAAGGACUCAACCGAUGAGGAGCCCAUGCAGACAGACAAGGGAGACAGCUCCUACGUUCCUGGACCUGGAGAGAACCCGCUGUACACAGCAGAACCUCUGACCCUGGACGACCUGAAGCUGCUGUCAGACCUCUUCUACCUGCCGUACGAGCACGGGAGCACAGCCAGGGCCAUGCUCCAGCAGCUGGACUGGCUCACGAACAACAGCCGCGCUGCAACUGCAGAGACAGACCAGACAGCGGAGUGGUGCUCACGAGCGCAGCAGUUUGAUGACAUGUGUGAAGCGGUGGUGCAGAUGUUUAACCGCCUGUCAAACGCCCCCAACCGCAGAAUUCUGUACGACCUCUACAACUACAUCUGUGACAUUAAGAGUGGAGUUGGCCUGGCCCGAGCCUAUGUGAAAACACUGGGAGGACGGGGGCAACCCUCCGUCCAGCUUCUGAAUGAAGAACCUGAACCCUGGGACUUCAGAGGAGGACUCUCCGGAGAGUUCCAGAGAAUGCUGCCCGGACACGGUAACAGGGACCUGUUCAGACAUCCUCCCAUGACAGCAGUAUACUGCAUACGACCAUACUGCCCUGAGGACAAGGUGGCGGUGCAGAUGAUUUUCAGAGAGAUGCAGAAAGCAGGAGAGGGCAAAGUUCCCCUGAUGACACAGCCACCACUUAUCUGUGAUAGCUUGUCAACAGGUGACAUCUCCCCUUCCCCUCAGUGUGCUCUCGUCCUGGAGGAUGAGAUCGGGAUGUGCGGUUACGCACUGGCACUCACUGAUGCCAAAUCAGCUGCAGCCAAGAUUCAGAGGGCAACAAGUGACUCAGUGUUUGAGGAAUUCCCAUCCUUGAUCACUGUGCAAAUGCUGCCUCGGGUCACUGACCCCUCUCCAGCCAAGCGAAUGAUUGGUCAGCUAUUGUCCUCCAUCAGGAGCACUGGUUCCAGAGGAGCGUUCUGUGAGUCGAGGCACAGCGAUCAGAGGAAGCUGGACUUCUACACUGAACUUGGAUCCUUCAAACCCAUUAAAGUGGCCGGUCUUCCUCAAGACAUCCUCGCCAUGGCAACAAACCUGUGAACAAAGCUGCUCACCGCUAUUUUACUCAGGUUUGAAUUGUUGAGAUCAAACUGUUCUGUGAAUAAUCACUGAGUUAAAUUUGUCUUACAAACUCUUUUAUGAUUAAACGUGGAAUGCAAAAUGAAUGAUUUUUGUAGCCAUGAAAAUUGCAAAAAGUAUAGUGAUUGUGUUUUAGAGAAAAUGUUUGUAACUGAAAAUAAUAAACAUUUUAAUCAUA